AUGCGUUCUGUCCCAUCAUGCGUGAUCACUGAUCAAGACCCGGCUAUGAAGAUUGCUAUUGCCCAGGUUUUGCCAGAUUGCCGACACCGUUUCUGUAUGUGGCACAUUAUGACAAAGGUGAACGAGAAAAUUGGGUCUGACUUGGUAAAGGAUGUGCAGUUCCGCAAUAGGCUAAACGGUAUUGUCUGGAACGAGACCAUCAGUGUAGAUGAGUUCGAAGUGCAAUGGCAUUUGUUAAUGGAGGAGUACAACCUAACAACCCACCGCUGGUUCACCAAGUUGUACACUGAAAGGGAGUUCUGGAUCCCUGCAUAUUUUACAGAUUUGCCCAUGAGUGGGUUGUUGCGCACUACGUCCCGAUCUGAAGCAGAGAAUAGCGUUUACGGGAAGUGUUCCCGACCCCACUUCAGUCUGCUGGAGUUUUAUAUGCAGUACGAGAGUGAAAUGGAGACCCAGCGUUACAAGCAAAGCAAGUUAAACGCUGAGAGCGAGGGGUACUUGCCCGAUUUCAAAACCCCCUUGGCGCUUGAACGGUAUUUGGCACAGAAGUUCACGAUAACAAUUUUUUAUGAGCUACAACAAGAAAUUGAAGCUGGGUGUUUUUAUUGUCGAGUGGUUGGUAUCCGUGAGGAGGGGGAGGUCAUCACUUACGACAUAAGAGGGGAAGGCACCGCUACCUACACUGUGCAAUACACCCCGGUAGGGAAUCAUGCAUCCUGUAGUUGCAAGCUAUUUGAGCGGAUGGGGUUAGUUUGUCGUCAUAUGUUCUUAGUGUUCAGGGAUGCACAGAUUAAAAGCUUGCCGUUGGACUAUGUCCUUCCACGUUGGUGUAAGCAGGUUGGAGGUGUUGUAUGUUGCCGGCAGUGUUGCGAUGUUUCUUCUACGGACUCUGGUCCUAGCCGGAUAUGGAAUGCGAUGCACACAUGCGCUGCAUUGGUAGGCAUCAACACAGAACGACAGUCACGACUGGUGCAAGUAUUAGAAGAUCUGAAAGGGGAAUUUCUGAGUGCUGGUCCACACGUUGUCCCUGCAAAAGGUAACAAUGCUGCCAUCGUGGCUUUAUGUGGCGUUGCACCCCCAGCAUCCAUCACCAUCAAGCCCCCUGCUCAAGCUAAAAACAAAGGGACGGGCAAGCGUAUUAAAAGCCAACGUGAGUUAGCUGUUUUGAGCAGUGCUAAAAUAGGGCGUAAAUGCGGUGUGUGCGGCGAGUACGCCCGUCAUAAUGCUCGUAGUUGUCCCUAUAAGUAA
Ipomoea nil (Japanese morning glory) is the source of this 1248-nucleotide messenger RNA. Its product is annotated as protein FAR1-RELATED SEQUENCE 5-like. The record is from RefSeq and is a predicted model, not a curated record. Lineage: Eukaryota; Viridiplantae; Streptophyta; Magnoliopsida; Solanales; Convolvulaceae. Gene Ontology annotation, biological process: regulation of DNA-templated transcription. The transcript has a single exon. Gene Ontology annotation, molecular function: zinc ion binding. Bases 1 to 1248 code for a protein of 415 amino acids.